This is a messenger RNA of Nannospalax galili (Upper Galilee mountains blind mole rat), 1517 nucleotides long. RefSeq names its product tubulin alpha 8 (gene Tuba8). NCBI's taxonomy places the organism in Eukaryota, Metazoa, Chordata, Mammalia, Rodentia, Spalacidae. The transcript is spliced from 5 exons. Gene Ontology annotation, biological process: microtubule cytoskeleton organization; mitotic cell cycle. Gene Ontology annotation, cellular component: cytoplasm; microtubule. The record is from RefSeq and is a predicted model, not a curated record. Gene Ontology annotation, molecular function: structural constituent of cytoskeleton; GTP binding. The coding region runs from base 149 to 1498 and encodes 449 amino acids.
GUGAUGCUACAGGGUAGCUACUGGCCCGACAUGUCUGUCGUGGGCCCCCUCCCUCGCAGUGUGUCACAACCACGGAGGCGGCGGUAUCUGGAGCAGUUGGGGUGGGCAGACACAGCUGGGAGGCGAGCGGGCGAGGAGAGCGGCCACGAUGCGGGAAUGCAUAUCAGUUCACGUGGGUCAAGCGGGAGUUCAGAUUGGCAACGCCUGCUGGGAGCUCUUCUGUUUGGAACACGGCAUCCAGGCAGAUGGCACCUUUGGUACUCAGGCCAGUAAGAUCAACGACGAUGAUUCCUUCACCACCUUUUUCAGCGAGACCGGCAAUGGGAAACAUGUGCCCCGGGCUGUCAUGGUCGAUCUGGAGCCUACUGUCGUAGAUGAAGUGCGGGCAGGAACCUACCGCCAGCUCUUCCAUCCAGAGCAACUGAUCACAGGAAAAGAAGAUGCAGCUAACAAUUAUGCCCGGGGGCACUAUACUGUGGGAAAGGAGAGCAUUGAUUUGGUGCUGGACCGCAUCCGCAAGCUGACAGACGCAUGCUCUGGCUUGCAGGGCUUCCUGAUCUUCCAUAGUUUUGGUGGGGGCACUGGCUCUGGCUUCACUUCUCUGCUGAUGGAACGCCUCUCCCUUGACUAUGGCAAGAAGUCCAAGCUAGAGUUUGCCAUCUACCCGGCACCUCAGGUGUCCACAGCAGUAGUGGAGCCCUAUAACUCCAUCCUGACAACACACACCACUCUGGAACACUCUGACUGUGCUUUCAUGGUGGAUAACGAAGCCAUCUAUGACAUCUGCCGCAGGAACCUGGACAUUGAGCGUCCCACUUAUACCAACCUCAACCGCCUCAUCAGCCAGAUAGUGUCCUCAAUCACUGCCUCUCUCCGCUUUGAUGGAGCCCUCAAUGUGGACCUCACAGAGUUCCAGACCAACUUGGUGCCCUAUCCCCGCAUCCACUUCCCGCUAGUCACCUAUGCGCCCAUCAUUUCUGCUGAGAAAGCCUAUCACGAGCAACUGUCUGUGGCUGAGAUAACCAGCUCCUGCUUUGAGCCCAACAGCCAGAUGGUAAAGUGUGACCCACGACAUGGCAAGUACAUGGCCUGCUGUAUGCUCUACCGGGGUGAUGUGGUACCCAAGGAUGUGAAUGUCGCUAUCGCUGCCAUCAAGACCAAGAGGACCAUUCAGUUUGUUGACUGGUGUCCCACAGGCUUCAAGGUGGGGAUCAACUACCAGCCACCCACCGUUGUGCCAGGAGGGGACCUGGCCAAAGUCCAGCGGGCUGUUUGCAUGCUGAGCAACACUACAGCAAUUGCAGAGGCCUGGGCCCGCCUGGACCAUAAGUUUGAUCUCAUGUAUGCCAAACGGGCUUUUGUACACUGGUAUGUUGGAGAGGGAAUGGAAGAAGGCGAGUUUUCUGAGGCCAGGGAGGACCUGGCUGCCCUGGAGAAGGAUUAUGAAGAAGUGGGAACUGAUUCAUUUGAAGAAGAGAAUGAGGGGGAGGAAUUUUAAAUACACACCUGCCCCGUGA